Molecule: messenger RNA, 1463 nt
Organism: Oncorhynchus gorbuscha (pink salmon)
Lineage: Eukaryota; Metazoa; Chordata; Actinopteri; Salmoniformes; Salmonidae
Product: gastrula zinc finger protein XlCGF57.1-like
Exons: 3
Coding region: 1-1362 (453 amino acids)
Biological process (GO): regulation of transcription by RNA polymerase II
Molecular function (GO): DNA-binding transcription factor activity; RNA polymerase II cis-regulatory region sequence-specific DNA binding
Source: RefSeq, a predicted model, not a curated record
AUGGCUGCUAUCGUGAGACUCCACAGACUAACGAAGGAUCAACUGUCUCUCGCUGCUCAGAAGAACAAUAACAAACCAGGCAGAAAACCAACGAAGAAGAAAAACUCCACCACCACCACCACCACCAGAGGAAGGAACCAAUCCACAGGAAAAGGAAACAACUCUGCUGACAGUGAAAGUGUUUCUAGCCAGGUAUCAUCGACCCCUAAGUGGUGGGGUCGUUACAAAAACAAACCCAAGAUAAGUCUACAACUCUCCAGCGCCAUCUUGAGGCCUGACGAGGUAAAACAAGAGGUGAAACAAGAGAUGGACGAGCUGCCUAUCGGGACAAGAAGUGAUGAACACUGGUUGAACUCUGUGAAGACAGAGAGCUACGACCCAGAGAUGGGUAACACCAGGGGACCUACAGAGAGCGACCCCAGGACAGAUGCACAUCACCUGGGUAUCAAGACGGAGGAUGCCCCCCUGUACCACCAGGAUGGAGGGAGGCGGCUGCGGUCGGCUACCGUUCAGAUGUUCAAUCUGGCUGCGUUGAGUUCUGAGCCAGAAUGGUGGCCUCGCAACCAGAAGGUCCGCCGGUUCCCUUGUCCAGACUGUGGCCAGAAGUUCUUCUCCAAAACCACGCUGGAGUUACACUCCCGGAUCCACACCCAGUACCAGCCGUACUCCUGUGAGGUGUGCCAUAAAACCUUCUCCCGGAAAGGCGGUCUGGUCGAGCACCGACCAAUCCACGAGGCGGAACGCCCCUUCGCCUGCCUCCAAUGCGGCAGAACCUUCACAUUCAAAUCCAACCUGACCCGCCACAUGCGGUUCCACAGCGACGCGCGGCCCUACGUCUGCUCCCAGUGCGGCCACGGCUUCAAGAUCUCCGCCCAACUCAAGAGCCACAUGAUUUCCCACAGCGGGUAUAAACCGUACGUGUGCCCGGAGUGCGGCCAGAGUUUCGUCCGUUACAUGAGUCUCAAGUAUCACCGGCUGAGCCACACCGGCGAGCGCCCGCUGUCCUGCCCAGAGUGUCCCAUGACCUUUGCCCGGCCGCACACCCUUAUGAUCCACCGGCGACAGCACACCGGGGAGACGCCGUUCUCUUGCCAGGACUGUGGGAAGAGGUUCAAACAGGGGUGCCAACUGAAAGACCACGUCAGAAGGAAACACACAGGGGAGAAACCAUACAAAUGCUCUGAGUGUGACAAGUGCUUCGUCACUUCGGCGUCUCGUAAAGUGCACAUGGUUGUCCACACAGGAGAGAAGCCAUACAAAUGCACAGAGUGCUGUAGGAGCUACAGUCAGAGUGGGGGCCUGAAGAGGCACAGGUGUGAGCAGCAAACCAGUGGCAGCGUUGAGGCUGCUUCUGAUUGGUAACACUGGGCAGGGUCAGAGUUCAGCAGGAAACACCAUCAUUGGCAGAGACCUUCUGAGUGGACUUCUCUAUGGUUGCCAUGACCACAGAUUGUGAGAGUUGG